UUCUUUGUUCCAGCUGCUGUUCUGCUCUGCCAGCCACAUCACCAGGGCAACAUGGCAUUCGCAGGCAAAUACGAAUUCGAAGGCGAUGAGAACUAUGAUGACUUUGUGAAGAAGAUUGGUCUCUCCAGUGACAAGGUUGAAAUGGGAAGGAAUUGCAAAAUAGUCACUGAGGUGGUGCAGAAUGGAAAUGACUUCACCUGGAUACAGCAUUUCCCAGGAGGCCGCACGACCACCAACAUAUUCACCAUUGGCAAGGAAGCAGAGAUGGAGACAAUGGGUGGCAAGAAAUUCCAGGCAACUGUUAAAAUGGAAGACGGGAAAAUAGUAGCUGAUUUUCCCAACUAUCGUCAUACUUCAGAGAUUUGUGGAGGAAAGCUAGUAGAGAUUUCUACUGCUUCUGGUGUAGUCUACAAAAGGACCAGCAAAAGGAUUGCUUAAGGCAGGAAAGCCAGUCUCUUCCAGUGCACUAAAAAUAAACAACAAUACAAGUAAAUGAA
Opisthocomus hoazin is the source of this 497-nucleotide messenger RNA. The record is from RefSeq and is a predicted model, not a curated record. NCBI's taxonomy places the organism in Eukaryota, Metazoa, Chordata, Aves, Opisthocomiformes, Opisthocomidae.